AUGGGCGAGGACAGCAGCCUGGCCGCCAAGGCCGCCCUGGCUGCCAGCGCCUUCUCGCCCUCGGCGGGGUCUUGCUCGGGGCUCCGGGGCGCCGGGGCGCUCCGGCUGGAAGCGGUGAUGGAGAACCUGCAGCGGGCGCAGGCGGCGCGGCUGGAGGAGAAGCUGCGGCGGGCGCAGGGGGCUCAGCCCGGACUCCCCCCGCCGCAUCCCGUGGCCCCGCUGCGCCCGUUCUGCGGGGGGCUCCCCGCGGCCCGCGGCCCGCCGCCCACCCGCCGCCAGAAGGAGGAGGAGGAGGAAGAGGAGGAAGACGGGCAGGACGAGGAGGAGGAGGAGAAGGAGGAGGGAGAAGAAGAAGAGGAGGAAGAGGAGGAAGGGGCCAUCGGGUCUCGGCCCCGCCACGCGCAACGCCCGCUCGCCCACGCCGGCUUGGCUUCUCCGCCUCCCCCGCCGCCCCCGCCGCCCCCGCCGCCACACGAGUGGACCUACGAGGAGCAGUUCAAGCAGCUCUACGAGUUGGACGGAGACCCCAAGCGGAAGGAAUUCCUGGACGAUCUCUUCAGCUUCAUGCAGAAGAGAGGGACCCCCGUGAACCGGAUCCCCAUCAUGGCCAAGCAGGUGCUGGAUCUCUACUCGCUCUAUCGGCUGGUGACCGAGAAAGGAGGCCUGGUGGAAGUGAUCAACAAGAAGAUCUGGCGGGAGAUCACCAAAGGAUUGAAUCUGCCCACCUCCAUCACCAGUGCAGCCUUCACACUCCGCACACAGUACAUGAAGUAUCUCUACCCCUACGAAUGCGACAAGCAAGGCCUGAGCUCCCCCGGAGAGCUGCAGGCCGCCAUCGACAGCAACCGCCGGGAAGGGAGGCGUCAGAUGUUUGGGGCCACCCUGUUCAGCUACUCGCCCACGGGCACGCCAGCCACCCUCGCUUCCCCCAAGGUCCCUCUGCCCUCCCUCACCAUCGCCACCCACAACGGGAGCCAGAUCGGACAGGCUCGCACCGUCAAAAAUGAAGAGAGCCUCCUGUCGUCUGGGGUGCCCAGCCGCAUCGCCAUCCCGGUCAGCCUAGCCGGGCAUCACCUGGUGGCAGCACAAGCGGCAGCAUCGCAGGCGGCCGCCCUGGAGCAGCUGCGGGAGAAGCUGGAGACCAGCGAGCCCCCGGAGAAGAAGAUGGCGCUGGUGGCCGAGGAGCAGCAGCGCCUGGUCCAGCAGGCUCUUCAGCAGAACCUCCUGGCCAUGGCCUCCCAGUUCCCAGUCAACAUCAAGGUCAACAGCCGCGGAGAUGACAGACAGGAGGCGGCAUUGAACCUGUCCACCAACGGCAUUAGCAGCCUCAACAUGUCGAUAGAAAUAAACGGCGUUGUCUACACAGGCGUGCUGUUUGCCAGGCGGUCGGGCCUCCUGGGCGCUGCGGGAGGCACCCACAGCCACGCCACCACAGGGAUGCCACCCAGCCCGCUGUUCUCCACCACAUCUCGGGGACGUGCUCCGGCCAGCACCUCGCCCUGA
Messenger RNA from Thamnophis elegans (Western terrestrial garter snake), 1503 nucleotides. RefSeq names its product AT-rich interaction domain 3C (gene ARID3C). Gene Ontology annotation, biological process: regulation of transcription by RNA polymerase II. Bases 1 to 1503 code for a protein of 500 amino acids. Gene Ontology annotation, molecular function: DNA binding. The record is from RefSeq and is a predicted model, not a curated record. NCBI's taxonomy places the organism in Eukaryota, Metazoa, Chordata, Lepidosauria, Squamata, Natricidae. The transcript has 8 exons. Gene Ontology annotation, cellular component: nucleus.